Molecule: messenger RNA, 1764 nt
Organism: Agrilus planipennis (emerald ash borer)
Lineage: Eukaryota; Metazoa; Arthropoda; Insecta; Coleoptera; Buprestidae
Gene: sotv
Product: exostosin-2
Exons: 5
Cellular component (GO): membrane
Molecular function (GO): glycosyltransferase activity
Source: RefSeq, a predicted model, not a curated record
AUUAUGAAACAGUAGAGUUAAUGAAUAUAAAAAAUUUGCCUCUAGUUCAAAUUAGAAAUCAUCGUGUUUCACAUACUUUAAAUUCAAGUUGCUCACAUUGGGACUGUUUUAACAUUUAUCGUUGUGGGCGGACAGGACAUGACCGAAUAGCUGUCUAUAUUUAUCCUUUAAAGAAAUACGUCGAUGCUAACAAUGUUCCACUUACGGAGACAAUUUCUAGAGAAUUUUAUAUGAUAUUGGAAAGCAUACUAAAGUCGAAAUAUUAUACUGCAAACCCUUAUGAAGCAUGCCUGUUUGUCCCGUCCCUAGACAUGCUAAAUCAAGAAAGAUUACAGCUGAAUCUCACUUCUAGCGUUCUUAGUUCUUUACCUUAUUGGAGUAAUGGCCAGAAUCAUCUUAUAUUUAAUAUGCUUUCUGGUUCAGCCCCAUUUUACUCCUCAAUGUUGGAAGCUAAUAUUGGUGAAGCAUUGAUUGCUGGGGCAGAUUUUAAUACCUAUUCAUAUAGAGUUAGUUAUGACAUUCCUAUCCCUAUGUACAGCUCAUUUGCUCAUAAAGCAGAAGUUAAAAAAAUACACAAUCGUAGACCAUGGCUUGUAACUUCAUCACAAAUUAGUAUCGAUUCUUAUUUCUUGGAUGAGUUACAGGAAUUGCAGACCCAAUAUGCAGAUCUUUUAAUAUUGGACUCUUGUCAGUCCAAUAACUAUAGUAAAAGAUGUGAAGUAGAAACACAACAACUAUUUCUUUAUCCAGAUAUUCUACAAAAAAGUAUUUUCUGCACUGUAUUUCGUGGAGAACGAAUGGCACAGUUGGUGCUGUUAGAGGCUAUGGCAGCCAAUUGUAUACCAAUAAUAAUUAUGGACGGUCAUGUAAUGCCCUUCAGCAACAUUUUAGAUUGGCAAAGGGCUGCUAUUUUCAUAAUGGAAGAUUACCUUCAUACUCUUAUGGAUGUUGUAAAACAAAUAUCACAAGAUCGCAUUCAAGAAAUGCAAAAGCAAGUAAAGUUUUUGUAUGAUAGUUACUUUUCUAGUAUCAAUUCUAUAGUAACAGUUACACUUGAUAUCAUUCAAGAUAGAGUUUAUCCCCAAUGGGGAAAGAAUUAUGACGAUUGGAAUUUGAGACCCGAAGAGAGACAAAAAAAUCCGUUAUUUUUGCCCAUUACAGCCUCCAGAUCUCAGGGUUUUACUGCACUAAUCUUAACAUAUGACAGGGUUGAAAGUCUUUUCAAUUUGGUCAGAAAUUUGGCCAAAGUCCCGAGUUUAUCAAAAGUAUUAGUUGUUUGGAAUAAUCAGAAAAAGUCUCCACCACUAGCGUCGAGUUUUCCAAAAAUCUCCAAGCCAAUCAAAGUGAUUCAAACGAAGGCAAAUAAACUGUCCAAUCGUUUUUAUCCUUACGAGGAGAUCCAAACGGAAGCCAUUUUAUCAAUAGAUGAUGAUAUCAUCAUGCUGACUUCUGAUGAGCUUGAAUUUGGAUUCGAAGUGUGGAGGGAAUUUCCGGAUAGGAUAGUGGGAUUUCCUUCACGGACUCACAUCUGGGACAAUGCGACUUUGUCCUGGAAAUAUGAGUCGGAAUGGACCAAUGAAAUAUCGAUGGUACUGACUGGGGCCGCAUUUUAUCAUAAAUAUUACAAUUAUCUCUACACCACAUCUAUGCCAUCAGAGAUUAAAGAUUGGGUUGACGAAAAAAUGAAUUGUGAAGAUAUUGCUAUGAAUUUUUUGGUUUCUAAUGUCACAAAGAAACCUCCUAUAAAGGUAAAAGUUCACUGUU